Molecule: messenger RNA, 450 nt
Organism: Scutellospora calospora
Lineage: Eukaryota; Fungi; Glomeromycota; Glomeromycetes; Diversisporales; Gigasporaceae
Source: the annotation of a GenBank genome assembly
AUGCCUAUUAACAUUCAAAACCUUGAUGAUUUUAAAAAUAAAUUGGAAAAGGCUGGUGAUCAACUUGUUGUAGUAGAUUUUUGGGCAGAUUGGUGCGGCCCUUGUAAAAUUAUAGCACCCAAGUUUGAGGAAUUCUCAAAGGAAUUCGGUGAAGUCAUUUUUCUUAAAGUAAACACUGACGAACAAGAAGAAAUUUCAGCAGAACAAAAAAUCACAUCCCUUCCUACUUUUAGAUUUUUCAAAUCUGGAAAGCCCAUCAUAGGUGGUGAUGUAAUUGGUGCAAGUCCAGAAAAUUUGAGAGAAAAACUUCUGAAAUAUUCAAGUGUAGAGUUGCCUGCUGCAAAGUCGCAACUUUGCAUAUUUUUCGGCUUAUUUGCGACCUUUAAGACACCCUUUUUGCUGCAAAAAAAAUGUAAGAUCGCAGAGUCGCAAGAUCGAAAGUCUAUGUAA